AGACGUCAAUGGUUGACAAAUGACAAAUGAAAUAAUUAAACAAAGAUAUGGCUGUAUGGGCUUAGAUCCCUUUGCCUUUCCCAUGAGGGAAAAUUAAAAAAAAAAGUGACAAAUGACAGCUAUCACGAGUGAGCUCAAACAAAUCUGAAAUCAUUAAUUAAAUAUUACGUGCUUCUGUCAGAUUAACGUGUCGUGUGAUAAAAAUAUUUUUAUUUACACGGCUUUUCUUUUAACUAUUUACUUCGUUGCCCUUUCAAAAGCUUGAAACCAAAAGAAAUAUGAACCACGAAAAACUAUUUGUUGUGACUUUGGGGUUAUGAUACAAUUGUAUGCUAUUUUUUUGAAACAAAAGCAGUUAUGUGUUGUUAAGCAUAUAAUUGGUUCAAGAAGAUUAAAAAAGUGUGCGUUUAAAUGGUGAUGGCUACUGGGAGCGUCUGUCAACCAUAUGGCCGCGCAGCCAGCGACCUGUCUAGGGAGAUGGCUCGGGGUGCACAGGCAGGCGAGGCGGGUGAGGCGAGCGACGCGAACGAGGCGGGCGGCGAGGCGGACGCGGCCGCGCUGCACGAUCGCCUAGUGGCCUACGUGCACGCCCUCGCCGGCGGACAAGAGCCGCGCUCCGGCGUGUGGGUGGAGCACUCGUAUGCGCGCGCGCCCCCCACUCCCGACCUGCUGGACGUGGAGCGCGUGUCGCCGCCGCCGCCCUCCCCGCCCGCGCCCCCCGCGCGCCCCGACUCCGACGCGGACGAGCCCGACGAGCUAGACGCCGACGACUGGGAGGCGCGCGUGCUGACGCUGGCGCCCAGCGCCGCGCACGCGCGUCUCGCCGACCACGCGCUCGACGCCCUGCGCCGCAUGCGGCUGGCGCGCCUCGCCGCCACCGACGCCUUCGCGCGGCACGAGGCGGCGCGGGCGGCGGCGCGGCGCCUGCGCCUGGCGCUGGCCCCCGCCUGCGCGCAGCCCGCGCGGCCUGCCGCCUGGCUGCACGGCGCGCUGCUGGCGCACAUGCCGCGCUGGGCGCGCCGCCUGUACGACGCGCUCACGCGGGAGCUGCGGCGCUCGGCUCCCCGCCUGGCCGCGCGGCUGCUGGGGGCGCGCGCGGGCGCGAGGCGUGCAGCCGCGCCCGGGGAGGGGCGGGCACUGCGGGGCGUGGCGGGCCCGCUGCUGGUGUGGGUGGGCGGCGGGCGCUGGGCGCGGCGGCUGGGCGCGCUGGUGCGCACGCGCGUGCUGCCGGCGGAGGCGGCGGCGCCGGCCGCGCCCGAGCCCUGGUGCGCGGCGGUGGUGGCCAGCGUGCGCGCCGCUCUCGCUGAUGUAUUGGCGGAAGCAGGGGACCGCGGCGUGAUCCUGGGCGGGAUCGGAGCCGGCGCCGCUCUGGCCGCCGCGCUGGCGAACACGCCUCGCGUGCGCGCCUUGCUGCUGCUGGCGCCGCCGCUGCUCACGCUGGCGGGCGAGCGCGACACGCCCGACGACCCGCUGGCCGAGAUCCGGCUGCCGAUGCUGGUGGUGGCGGGCACGGGCGCGGCGCAGUGCUGGCGCGGCGCGGCGCGCGAGCUGACGCGCGGCGAGGCGGGCGCGCGCCGCCUGCUGGAGCUGCGCGGCGCCGACGACGCGCUGCGCCUGCCCGCCGCGCUGCGCCGCCGCCUGCCGCAGCACGCCAUCGACGCCGCCGUCGCGGACGAGUGCGCGCGCUGGAUGAUUGAAAUAGCAGAGAACUCGAACGGCGAGGCCCCGCCGCGAGAGCGCGUCCGGCGGCGCGGCGCCUCGCCGGCGAUCGGCGGGGGACGACGCGCUGCGCUCGAGCUGGAGCGCUCGUAUGCCGGCACCGACGGCGACGAGGACGAGUACGCUCACUUGCCGAGCGCCACCUGUAGUAGAGCGACAGAAGCGGAGGCGGAGCUGGUCGCCGAGUUCUCGGGGCGCCGGGGGGGAGGCGUCCCCUCGGAGACGAGCGUGGCGCUGGGCGCGGGGCGCGUGGUGUCGCGCGGGCCGGGCGGCACGCCGCUGGCGCUGCUGCCGCCGCGCCGGGAGCAGGGCCCCGCGCUCGCACCCGCCGACAUCAUGCGCCUGCCCGUGGUGUUCGCGGACGACGCCGCCGGGGUCACGGUCACGGCUGGCCGGCGCGCGCGCUACACGCGGGUCAUCGUCGCGUCCCGGGGGCGCGGCGGGGGCGCAGGCGCGGCUGGCGGCGGGGGCGCAGGCGGGGGCGGGGGCGGCAGUGGGAGCGCGGGGGCGCGGCCCGUGCUUCUUCGUCGAGGUGUGCGUCUGCUGCGCCGCGUACCUCGCCUCGAUCAGCCACAUUAAUCGCGAAUAAACUCUUUUACGAUUGUCAGUUUCAAGACUUUUGUUAUCUUACUUGAUAAAAUAAAUGGUGUUAAUACUGAA
Molecule: messenger RNA, 2379 nt
Organism: Trichoplusia ni (cabbage looper)
Lineage: Eukaryota; Metazoa; Arthropoda; Insecta; Lepidoptera; Noctuidae
Exons: 7
Coding region: 412-2298 (628 amino acids)
Source: RefSeq, a predicted model, not a curated record